Molecule: messenger RNA, 489 nt
Organism: Trichoderma harzianum CBS 226.95
Lineage: Eukaryota; Fungi; Ascomycota; Sordariomycetes; Hypocreales; Hypocreaceae
Exons: 1
Coding region: 1-489 (162 amino acids)
Source: RefSeq, a predicted model, not a curated record
AUGGCUCUAUUGAAACCUCAACCUACUACUCGCCCUCGAGGUGACUCCGUCAGCUCUGAUUCGUCUUUCCGCUCUGCAAUUUCUUUUCAUUCCGACACCUCUUAUCAGUCUGCUAGCUCUUUCGUAGCUGUUGGGUUUGCCGAAGCCGUUGAGCCUCCCGGAUUUGCUACGUCUCCUGGCAACAAUGGUCCUACAACUCAUGGUCGACGUAACUCUACUACCUCACCGAGCUCUACUGACUCUGGCGUUUACAUGAGCUCUGGAACUCCUUUGCAUUCCGACAAUACCGCUGGCCCAUCUAACUCUAAUCCGAGCUCUUCCAUUCCCUCUGCUAGUUCUACUAGCUCUGUACACCUACAUCAUACCGAAUCUACUAACUCUAACCCAUCCGCUGACUCUGACAGCCCCAGUGUUUCUACUACCUCCAGCACCACCAAAGAUGACGCAGGAAAUCAGCAGAGCCGAAAUGAGGGAGCUCACUCAGACUGA